AUGGCGGCUCUCCGAUCGCUUGCAUUCCUCGGUGCUUCGGUCCUUGCCUUGGGGAAGGCCAACGGGGUAGAGACGAUUAAUUACACUGUGAAGCUCGAGAAAGUGGGUGAGUGUCUCACCGAUAUCAAUACUGCCCGCGAUGCAGUUGGGUUCAUCAGUUUCGUACAAGUUGGUGUCGACGAAGAAGGGAAGUCCCUGCCAGAUGCAGUUGCAUCUACGGCUGAAACGAAUUUCAAGACAUCAGCAUGGAAGCCCGUCUGCGACUCACUUCUAGGUAAAUCUAGCACUGACGCACCGGGUGCUAGUGCUUCUACACCCGCUAAAUUCCCCAGCGGGACGUAUGCAUUCAAGGCCCUGGAGUCCAACAGCCCAACAUGCAGCGAUAUAGUAGGUGAGUGGAAGGCAGCCUACAAGAACUUCAAGGGACUUCCGCCCCCAAACAAGGACACAAAGCUGUAUGACGACCGGAACAACGUGUCUUUCGUGGCCGUAUACAACCCCUCUCCCGACGCUACUGCAGACUGCCGAGUUGUUACCUGCAUCAAAGAAACCACAAAUACAGAACUUCAGCCACAAACCAAAAAUACCGAGGCGGGCUAUGCUCUGAUCUGCAUGACUACGCCUGAUGUGCUUCCGCAAAACAGCACAGCGCCAUUCACAGACGAGCAAUGGGCGAAGAUCACCAAAGCCCUCGGGGGUUCAGCCUCGGCCGCCGUGCCAGGUCUCCUCGGUUUUGCGACUGCACUCUUUGGUCUCGCUUUAUCGUUGUUCUAA
Molecule: messenger RNA, 774 nt
Organism: Eimeria maxima
Lineage: Eukaryota; Apicomplexa; Conoidasida; Eucoccidiorida; Eimeriidae
Product: SAG family member
Exons: 4
Coding region: 1-774 (257 amino acids)
Source: RefSeq, a predicted model, not a curated record